GUUGGGGGACUUUCCCCUAGUAGGGUUUUUGUAGCACCCCCCCUCCCAAAAAACCAACUAGGGUUUUGCAGAGGAGCAGAGGAAGUCGUAGACGGAGAGGAGAAGCAGCAGGCAUAAGCCAUGAGCAGAAGCUUAGGUAUUCCAGUGAAGCUUCUACACGAAGCGUCGGGGCACGUGGUGACCGUCGAGCUGAAGAGCGGAGAGACCUACAGAGGAAGCAUGGUCGAGUGCGAGGAUAACUGGAACUGCCAGCUCGAAAGCAUCACCUUCACUGCCAAGGAUGGAAAGGUCUCUCAGCUUGAGCAUGUCUUCAUCCGAGGAAGCAAAGUCAGGUUUAUGGUUAUUCCAGACAUGUUAAAGAAUGCCCCAAUGUUCAAACGGCUGGAUGCUAGAAUUAAGGGCAAGGGCUCAGCACUUGGAGUUGGCCGUGGUCGAGCUGUUGCGAUGCGGGCUAGAGUACGUAUUUUGUGUUAUUUCAGCACAUGCAUACAAAUUUGGUUUGUCUGUAACACAACAGUUGGGGGUUUGUCUGUGCACUUCUUAAGGCCUGUGGGUUGAAUAGGGGUAUAUUUGUGUUGAUAUAGUAUGAUAGCUGUACUCUACUCAAAUUUAAGCUUUAACUUUGACAUGAACUCGUCUACCAUAUCAUUAUUGAACUUGAGAUUGACUCGACUAUAAGUUUUUCGGACUGGAACUCUGCUCAAUUAAUCUCAAUUUGGUUGUAGAAUAAUAUUAAUACUAUAUCUAAUAUUUAAUGUAUGUAUAAAUAUAGUGUAUCACUUGCAAAAAAAAUAAAAUAAAUUAAAAUAACAGUAACCCGAUUAAGCUUGAUUAGGCUUGCAUAAUUAUUGUGAAACUUUAAGUUAUUCGGAGUAGCUCAAACUCAAUUUUGGAAUCAAAUCGAACUGUGCCAAGCCAAAUUCAAGUAAGGGGCCUGCUAUCCAUUCCCCUUUUUGUCUGUCAGAUUGUGUGUUCGCAUCGACCCUUCUAGAUUUAUGUCUUGAAGCAUGAAUAUAUAAGCCUUAAGGGAUGUAAGGUUGCCUGCAUUUUUGACUUUAUUUGUUCUUGCAGGCUCAGGCUGCUGGCCGUGGAGCUGCCACUGGUAGGGGCAUUGUGCCACCUGUUCGGAGGUAAUCUGUCCUCCAAAAAGACCCUUACUGCAUUCCCUCUAGGACAUCUCUGUUCUUCUUUAGUUGGUUUUUGAGUAAUUUCUGCACUUCACCAUCCCUUGUCUCAUAACCCCAAUCAGCUGGUGUACAAGAACGACUCUUUUUUUUUUUUUUUCAAAAAAGGCAAAGGAGUUAAAUCUGAUGGCUUCUCUUUGUAUGUUGUAUCUCUUCUUCAGACUGCCUUUAUUAGUUUCUGUUGACAUGCUUUUGUGUUUGGAUUUUCUAAUUAAUCACUAUCUUCAGUCAAUGCGUAUUUGAUGCAA
Molecule: messenger RNA, 1432 nt
Organism: Malania oleifera
Lineage: Eukaryota; Viridiplantae; Streptophyta; Magnoliopsida; Santalales; Ximeniaceae
Product: small nuclear ribonucleoprotein SmD3b
Exons: 4
Coding region: 121-558 (145 amino acids)
Biological process (GO): RNA processing; spliceosomal snRNP assembly
Cellular component (GO): precatalytic spliceosome; SMN-Sm protein complex; U4 snRNP
Molecular function (GO): RNA binding
Source: RefSeq, a predicted model, not a curated record